AUGAAGAACAACAUCCAAACACAGCCCGAGUGAAACCUCCAUAAUGGUUUAGUCCAGUGACAUCCAUAAUGGUACUGUCCAGUCAUCCAAACACACCCAGAGUCCAUAAUGGUACUGUCCAGUCAUCCAAACACACCCAGAGUCCAUAAUGGUGUUGUCAAGUCAUCCAAACGCACCCAGAGUCCAUAAUGGUACUGUCCAGUCAUCCAAACGCACCCAGAGUCCAUAAUGGUACUGUCCAGUCAUCCAAACACACCCAGAGUCCAUAAUGGUGUUGUCAAGUCAUCCAAACACACCCAGAGUUCAUAAUGGUGUUGUCCAGUCAUCCAAACACACCCAGAGUCCAUAAUGGUACUGUCCAGUCAUCCAAACGCACCCAGAGUCCAUAAUGGUGUUGUCCAGUCAUCCAAACACACCCAGAGUCCAUAAUGGUGUUGUCCAGUCAUCCAAACACACCCAGAGUCCAUAAUGGUACUGUCCAGUCAUCCAAACACACCCAGAGUCCAUAAUGGUACUGUCCAGUCAUCCAAACACACCCAGAGUCCAUAAUGGUGUUGUCCAGUCAUCCAAACACACCCAGAGUCCAUAAUGGUGUUGUCCAGUCAUCCAAACACACCCAGAGUCCAUAAUGGUACUGUCCAGUCAUCCAAACACACCCAGAGUCCAUAAUGGUGUUGUCCAGUCAUCCAAACACACCCAGAGUCCAUAAUGGUGUUGUCCCGUCAUCCAAACACACCCAGAGUCCAUAAUGGUGUUGUCCAGUCAUCCAAACACACCAGAGUCCAUAAUGGUGUGUCCAGUCAUCCAAACACACCCAGAGUCCAUAAUGGUGUUCGUCAUCAACCCCAGAGUCCAUAAUGGUACGGUUACAGUCAUCCCAACACACCCAGAGUCCAUAAUGGUGUUGUCCAGUCAUCCAAACACCACCCAGAGUCCAUAAUGGUACUGUCCAGUCAUCCAAACACACCCAGAGUCCAUAAUGGUACUGUCCAGUCAUCCAAACACACCCAGAGUCCAUAAUGGUACUGUCCAGUCAUCCAAACACACCCAGAGUCCAUAAUGGUACUGUCCAGUCAUCCAAACACACCCAGAGUCCCAUAAUGGUACUGUCCAGUCAUCCAAACACACCCAGAGUCCAUAAUGGUUACUGUCCAGUCAUCCAAACACACCCAGAGUCCAUAAUGGUGUUGUCCAGUCAUCCAAACACACCCAGAGUCCAUAAUGGUGUGUCCAAGUCAUCCAAACACACCCAGAGUCCAUAAUGGUGUUGUCCAGUCAUCCAAACACACCCAGAGUCCAUAAUGGUGUUGUCCAGUCAUCCAAACACACCCAGAGUCCAUAAUGGUGUUGUCCAGUCAUCCAAACACACCCAGAGUCCAUAAUGGUGUUGUCCAGUCAUCCAAACACACCCAGAGUCCAUAAUGGUACUGUCCAGUCAUCCAACACACCCAGAGGUCCAUAAUGGUACUGUCCAGUUCAUCCAAACACACCCAGAGUCCAUAAUGGUUACUGUCCAGUAUCCAAACACACCCAGAGUCCAUAAUGGUACUGUCCAGUCAUCCAAACACACCCAGAGUCCAUAAUGGUACUGUCCAGUCAUCCAAACACACCCAGAGUCCAUAAUGGUACUGUCCAGUCAUCCAAACACACCCAGAGUCCAUAAUGGUACUGUCCAGUCAUCCAAACACACCCAGAGUCCAUAAUGGUACUGUCCCAGUCAUCCAAACGCACCCAGAGUCCAUAAUGGUGUUGUCCAGUCAUCCAAACACACCCAGAGUCCAUAAUGGUACUGUCCAGUCAUCCAAACACACCCAGAGUCCAUAAUGGUACUGUCCAGUCAUCCAAACACACCCAGAGUCCAUAAUGGUACUGUCCAGUCAUCCAAACACACCCAGAGUCCAUAAUGGUUACUGUCCAGUCAUCCAAACACCACCCAGAGUCCAUAAUGGUACUGUCCAGUACUCCAAACACACCCAGAGUCCAUAAUGGUACUGUCCAGUCAUCCAAACACACCCAGAGUCCAUAAUGGUACUGUCCAGUCAUCCAAACACACCCAGAGUCCAUAAUGGUACUGUCCAGUCAUCCAAACGCACCCAGAGUCCAUAAUGGUGUUGUCCAGUACAGUUACAAGGAAGUGGCUUUUAUCACAUAAAUGAUCUGUGUCUGUGGCUGUGUCAUAUCCGUCACAUAUCGGACCAUGCCUUGUUAUUUCAACACACAAUCAUAUUUUGGAUCAAAUUUGGUCAAAUGUCUAACUUUCUAAAUUGAAUAAUAACUCCAAUGAUUUGAGACUCACAAUUUCACAAAUGUGUUCUUACAAUAAGAGAUAUCACAUAGCGACAUUUUCAGUCUUCAGUUGGAAUAAUCUGUAAUAUCUUCUGUCCAUAAAAUGAUCCCAAACACCAGCUCCAUGUGAAACCCCCCCCCAUUACCCAAAACAUAUCAGUUUGAGUCCUGCUCAGUGGUUCAUGACCUUCAUUUAAUGUGGGUCAAAACAAACAGUGUUGCAGUGGUCUGGAAUGUUGUGUCUGGUCAGAUCUGAUUAAACCAUAAUAAGGAGACUUCAAAACUAAAAUACUAAAUGAAGAUGAAGAAAACGCAUACAUGUUUAUUUCCAACUCUUAUCUCAUACAGAUUUAGUGUUGUAGUAAAACGAUUCCGUCAGCAGCUCACUUAAUGUUGGCACACAUACUUUGCUUGUCUUGUCGUCGUGGCUCAUCAGGCCUGUUCUUCUCUUCACCUCAUAUUAGGGGGCUGUAAGAGAUCAGUGGGACCCCUGAGACAACAUGGGAACGUUCGCUACUUUCUAACCCAACGUCCUCCUCCAGAUCUUAGCCAUAUCUCCUGAGAAAAGACAAGCCUGCGUGGCUGCAUCCUGUUUACUAUAAUGGAGAAUAUUCCAUUGCUGCCUCAGUGGAUGUUCAUGAACCAGCUCUAGUCUGCCUUGGGUUGGCUGUUUUAAUCUGAACAUCUCUAUGUGACAAUGUUACCAGUGGUAGACAUCGGAGCCUCGCUUAAACGCAGCAAUUUACUUUUUUUGGCACGCAAACGCACACACACACGCACUUUCUCAUAGUAAGCCCUAUCUUCCUCCUUUCUCUCUCUGCACCCUGCCUCAGCCAGAGAGAAGGUGGGUCCCAAGCCCAUGGGUUACCCAGUGAUUGGCUCAGACUGCUGCGUCAAGAUGAAGGAGCCAACCAAUGGUCUCCAAAAAGGGGACUCGAUCGCAGACUCCAUCGACCUAUCAGGCAAGAACAAGAAGCGUCGUAACCGCACCACCUUCAGCACCUUCCAGUUGGAGGAGCUGGAGAAGGUGUUUCAGAAGACUCACUACCCUGACGUUUACGCCCGGGAACAGCUGGCCCUCAGGACCGAACUCACAGAGGCCCGUGUACAGGUAAUCCCCCUUUUACUCACAUUCUACACAUCCUACAGUCCCCUAUCCUGGCCACUACAGUAACUAUCUCAGUCCCCUAUCCUGGCCGCUACAGUAACUAUCUCAGUCCCCUAUCCUGGCCACUACAGUAACUAUCUCAGUCCCCUAUCCUGGCCACUACAGUAACUAUCUCAGUCCCCUAUCCUGGCUGCUACAGUAACUAUCUCAGUCCCCUAUCCUGGCUGCUACAGUAACUAUCUCAGUCCCCUAUCCUGGCCGCUACAGUAACUAUCUCAGUCGCCUAUCCUGGCCGCUACAGUAACUAUCUCAGUCCCCUAUCCUGGCCGCUACAGUAACUAUACCAGUCCCCUAUCCUGGCCGCUACAGUAACUAUCUCAGUCCCCUAUCCUGGCCGCUACAGUAACUAUCUCAGUCCCCUAUCCUGGCUGCUACAGUAACUAUCUCAGUCCCCUAUCCUGGCCACUACAGUAACUAUCUCAGUCCCCUAUCCUGGCCACUACAGUAACUAUCUCAGUACCCUAUCCUGGCCGCUACAGUAACUAUCUCAGUCCCCUAUCCUGGCCGCUACAGUAACUAUCUCAGUCCCCUAUCCUGGCCGCUACAGUAACUAUCUCAGUCCCAUAUCCUGGCCGCUACAGUAACUAUCUCAGUCCCCUAUCCUGGUCGCUACAGUAACUAUCUCAGUCCCCUAUCCUGGCCGCUACAGUAACUAUCUCAGUCCCCUAUCCUGGCCGCUACAGUAACUAUCUCAGUCCCCUAUCCUGGCCGCUACAGUAACUAUCUCAGUCCCCUAUCCUGGCCGCUACAGUAACUAUCUCAGUCCCCUAUCCUGGCCGCUACAGUAACUAUCUCAGUCCCCUAUCCUGGCCGCUACAGUAACUAUCUCAGUCCCCUAUCCUGGCCGCUACAGUAACUAUCUCAGUCCCCUAUCCUGGCUGCUACAGUAACUAUCUCAGUCCCCUAUCCUGGCCGCUACAGUAACUAUCUCAGUCCCCUAUCCUGGCCGCUACAGUAACUAUCUCAGUCCAACUGUAAUAGUUUGCAGUGCCAUCCUGCAAACAUUUAAUACAUCCAGAUUAUAGGAUACAAUAUUCAUGUGCAGAAAGGCAAAGUAGAAGUGCUGCUCAGGCAUCUGAAAGUAAAUUAUGGUAACAUGCCCUCUGAUCCCUUUCUCUCUCCAUUCAGGUGUGGUUCCAGAACCGGCGGGCCAAGUGGAGGAAGAGGGAACGCUACGGGAAGAUCCAGGAGGUGCGAAACCACUUUGCUGCUACAUACGAUAUCUCCACCUACCAGGUACACACACAGACACACACUGACACACAGACAUACACUGACACACAGACACACUGACACACAGACACACACUGACACACAGACACACUCUUACACACUCUGACAGACUCUGAUACACUCUGACACACUCUGACACACUAUGAUACACACUGAUACACACUGACACACACUGACACACAGACACACACUGACACACUCUGAUACACACUGACACACUGACACACUGACACACUGACACACAGACAUACAUUGACACACAGACACACUGACACACAGGCACACACUGACACACAGACACACACUGACACACUGACACACUGACACACUGACACACAGACAUACAUUGACACACAGACACACUGACACACAGACACACACUGACACACAGACACACUCUGACACACUGAUACACUCUGACACACUCUGAUACACACUGAUACACUCUGACACACACUGACACACUCUGAUACACACUGACACACUCUGACACACUCUGACACACUCUGAUACACUCUGAUACACUCUGAUACACACUGACACACUCUGAUACACACUGACACACUCUGAUACACCCUGACACACUCUGAUACACACUGACACACUCUGAUACACCCUGACACACCCUGAUACACACUGACACACUCUGACACACGCUGACACACUCUGAUACACACUGACACACUCUGAUACACACUGACACACUCUGAUACACCCUGACACACCCUGAUACACACUGACACACUCUGAUACACACUGACACACUCUGAUACACACUGACACACUCUGACACACUCUGAUACACCCUGACACACCCUGAUACACACUGACACACUCUGAUACACCCUGACACACUCUGAUACACACUGACACACUCUGAUACACCCUGACACACCCUGAUACACACUGACACACUCUGACACACUCUGACACACUCUGAUACACACUGACACACUCUGAUACACACUGACACACUCUGAUACACCCUGACACACCCUGAUACACACUGACACACUCUGAUACACACUGACACACUCUGACACACUCUGAUACACCCUGACACACCCUGAUACACACUGACACACUCUGAUACACACUGACACACUCUGAUACACACUGACACACUCUGAUACACACUGACACACUCUGAUACACCCUGACACACACUGAUACACACUGACACACUCUGAUACACACUGACACACACUGAUACACACAGACAUACUCUGACACACUCUGACAAACACUGACACACUCUGACACACUCUGAUACACUCUGACACACUCUGACACACUCUGACACACUCUGACACACUCUGAUACACCCUGACACACUCUGACACACACUGACACACUCUGAUACACACUGACACACUCUGACACACUCUGAUAUACCCUGACACACUCUGAUACACUCUGAUACACACAGACACACACUGAUACACACUGACACACUCUGAUACACACUGACACACUCUGAUACACACAGACACACACUGACACACUCUGACACUCUGACACACUCUGAUACAAUCUGACACACUCUGACACACUCUGACACACGCUGACACACUCUGAUACACACUGAUACACACAGACAUACUCUGACACACUCUGAUACACACAGACAUACUCUGACACACUCUGACAAACACUGACACACUCUGACACACUCUGACACACUCUGAUACACACUGACACACCCCGACACACUCUGAUACACUCUGACACACUCUGACACACACCGACACACAUAGUUUGUUUUGCUGCUACAUACGAUAUCUCCACCUACCAGGUACUGUCUUCUGACAGGUGGCGUCACACCUUCGCACGCUCGUCCCUUAAUCUAAUCUGACGUACUCUCUUCCUCUCUAGAUGCAGAGCAACCUGUGGCCAGGAGCGGGUGCAGGAGGGGGCGGGGGGUCCGGCGGGGGCGGUGUCCUGGGCCCUGACACCAUGUCUUCCUCCUGUAUGACCCCCUACCCCCACCCCCACAGCAAUCUCUCCUCCAUGGGCUUCAUGGGCAUGCCCCCGUCCUCCAGCCACCCCCACCACCCUCACCAUCACUCACCACAUCACCCUGCCAUCAACGGCCUCUAUUCCCUCCACAGCUUCCCUGGGUCCCUCGGGGGCCACUCCUUUGAGCCGGGGCCAGAGACCGAGUAUAAGCCAUCCAGCCUGGUGGCCCUGCGGAUGAAGGCUAAGGACCCUGGGAGUCUUCUGUCCUGGCAUACAUGA
This is a messenger RNA of Coregonus sp. 'balchen', 6925 nucleotides long. Lineage: Eukaryota; Metazoa; Chordata; Actinopteri; Salmoniformes; Salmonidae. The record is from the annotation of a GenBank genome assembly.